AUGGCAUCAAUAAUUGUUGAUAAUGAAAAUCAUCCUAUACUAAACAAACUAGAUGAAUAUGAAUCUAUUUUUAAACAUUAUUGUUUGAAUACACAAUCACAAUAUAUUGAUUAUCAAAAUGAAAAAAAUAAUAUUGAGAUAAAUAAUGAUUUAAAUAACAAUAAAAAAAAUAAUUUUAAAAAUCUAUAUGAAACUAAAAGAAGAUACUUAGAAAGAAAUGAGAGUAACAAAAAAAUGACUAAUACAAAACCUAUGACAAAUAGAACUCCAUCAACAAAAUCGGAAAAACGUAAAAAAUCAAAUAAAAAAGCUAAGAAAAAAAAUCGUGAAAACAUUAUAAAAAUUACACUUCCUGAUGCAGCUAAAGCUCGUAAAACUACAUAUCAUAAACAUCAACAACAACCAAAUAAAAAUCAACAAAAUUCGAAUAUACUUUCAUCAGUGCCAGGUAUAUCAUUGCACGCUCCAUCUUCUUCAACAAUAAAAACAGUACAAAAAUUACCAACGUUCGAAUCCAAAAGUCAUCAAUCAAUAUCAGAUGUACAAUCAAAUUCAAUUUCUAUAACAACUUUAAAAAGUUCUGAUCAAAUUAUUUCUCCAACAGUUUCAUUUAAUCAAUCAAAGACGGGUGAAUCUAGUCCAAUAAAAAAUUCAAAUUUGGUGAAUAAAACAGCAGAUAAUUUUGAAUCAAUAUGGGAUUUAGAUGAAAUCAAUGAUUUUACUCGAAAUAUUUUCGAACGGAAUAGCUACACUAAACAUAUAAUUCGUUCAAAUCGAAUUCGAUUGAAAUGUGCCAUAGAGUCAAAUGAUUAUUUAACAAAAUAUAUUCAACGUCAAUCUCAUUGUUUGGAUAUUUUUGAACAAUAUAUUAAUACACUUAAACGAUCAUUUGGUAUCAUUCGUAAUGCUGCUUCUGAUGUACCUAUAUUUGAUCCAGGUCUUACCAUAAUGGGACCAUAUGUUAAAAAAGAUCUAUCUCUUAUUGAUAACGAAGAAUCUCAUAUAGUAAAAAGAAUGGCCGGUAUAGAACCAAGAAAAAAAUAUGCAUUAGUUCAUGAACGAAUAGGAGUUUUUAUUAUUGGUGGUUACAAUUUAUAUGUCAAUAUUCCUAUUCAAAAAGAACCUGAUACAGAUUAUUUAUUCAAAUCCAAUGGUAAUACCGCAAGAAUUCCACGAUUAAAUCCAUGUCGAGUUCAUUUUGGAAUAUAUUCAGAUGGUGACGCUAUUUAUGUUGUCGGUGGUCAAACAUUACACAAUGAUGUACUCGAUGAUAUUCAACGUUUAAAUUUACGAACAUUCAAAUGGGAAUAUAUUGCUACAUUAAUGUAUCCGCUUGCUGCUUGUGGUAUGACAGUUGAAGGACAACGAAUUUAUAUCGUAGGUGGUUAUGAUAUUUUUCGAAAUCAAACUCAUUUCGUCAAUACUUUUACUAUCUAUAAUUUGUCAACAAGACAAUUUGAAAAAUCAACUGAUUUGCCAUCACCACGUUGUCGUAGUCUAAUUUUUGCAACUGAUAAUGCCUUGUUUUGUGUAUCAGGUUUAAUCGAAGGUCAUGAUGAGAAUGGUAAUAAAAAAAUAAAAAUAAGUACUGAUAUUUUAAAAUGGAAACAUGAAACUCCAACAUGGAUUAAAGUUUCACAAACACCUGAACUUACUAAACUUCAUGCAGUAUCAUUCAAUGAUCCUUAUCUUGAAAUAACAAAACGUAAUAUUUAUGAUGAUGGUGCAAGCGAUAUGAUUGGCGAAGCUUAUUAUGAUUUUCGAACAAACAUAUGGACAAAUGGCAAAACGCCAGCAUCACCAAUAAAACAUAAAAGCAGAUCUGCUGCAAAUAGUCCAAGUAAAUCACUAGCAAAGUCGCCAUCAAAAACACAGAAAAAAACGAAAGCAACACGAACUAAAACUUCUUCAACAAAUCAGUCAACAUCGAAAAGUAAAUCACCUUCAAAAAACAAAACAUCAUCAAAAUCUAAAGGUUUUCAAUGA
Messenger RNA from Rotaria sordida, 1986 nucleotides. The record is from the annotation of a GenBank genome assembly. NCBI's taxonomy places the organism in Eukaryota, Metazoa, Rotifera, Eurotatoria, Philodinida, Philodinidae.